Xiphophorus couchianus (Monterrey platyfish) is the source of this 1960-nucleotide messenger RNA. It is a transcript of the gene cct5, whose product is annotated as chaperonin containing TCP1, subunit 5 (epsilon). Gene Ontology annotation, molecular function: ATP hydrolysis activity; ATP-dependent protein folding chaperone; ATP binding. The transcript is spliced from 11 exons. The record is from RefSeq and is a predicted model, not a curated record. NCBI's taxonomy places the organism in Eukaryota, Metazoa, Chordata, Actinopteri, Cyprinodontiformes, Poeciliidae. Bases 142 to 1767 code for a protein of 541 amino acids. Gene Ontology annotation, biological process: protein folding.
CCCUCCCCGCCCGUGGAGCCUUCCAGAAGUCGCCGGCAGAACCGUGCGGCUUGCAGUGUAGCAACACUCCAGAACAACAUCUUUAAAACUCACUUUUCUAAGUACUGAGCGCACAUAGCGACUCUUAAAUCGUCACUCAACAUGUCCUCGUUGGGCACACUGGCAUUUGAUGAAUAUGGCAGGCCUUUUAUCAUCAUUAAAGACCAAGACAAGAAGACUCGGCUAACGGGAAUUGACGCAUUGAAGUCUCACAUCAUGGCAGCCAAAGCAGUCGCUUCAACGCUGAAAACAUCUUUGGGACCUAACGGUCUGGACAAAAUGAUGGUUGACAAGGAUGGAGAGGUGACUGUCACUAACGAUGGAGCCACUAUUCUCAGCAUGAUGGAUGUGGACCACCAGAUUGCCAAGCUUAUGGUGGAGCUGUCCAAGUCCCAAGAUGAUGAGAUUGGUGAUGGAACCACUGGAGUUGUCGUGCUGGCCGGAGCACUGCUCGAGCAGGCCGAGCAGCUGGUGGACCGAGGGAUCCACCCCAUCAGGAUCUCCGAUGGUUACGACCAGGCUGCAUGUGUUGCUAUAGAGACACUAGACAAAAUGGCAGAAAGUUUUCCCUGUGACCCCAACAACACUGAACCUCUCAUCCAGACUGCCAUGACAACACUGGGAUCAAAAGUAAUUAACCGGUGCCACAGACAGAUGGCAGAGAUCGCAGUGAAUGCAAUCCUCACUGUGGCUGACAUGGAAAGGAAGGAUGUAGACUUUGAGCUCAUCAAGGUGGAAGGGAAAGUAGGAGGAAAGCUGGAGGACACACAGCUCAUCAAGGGUGUGGUAGUUGACAAAGAGUUCAGCCACCCUCAGAUGCCCAAGGCUCUAAAUGAUGCUAAAAUCGCUAUCUUGACCUGCCCGUUUGAGCCUCCAAAGCCAAAGACCAAGCAUAAGUUGGAUGUGACCUCAGUUGAGGACUACAAAGCCCUGCAGAAGUAUGAAAAAGAAAAGUUUGAAGAGAUGAUCCAGCAGGUCAAGAGCACUGGUGCUAACUUGGCCAUCUGCCAGUGGGGCUUUGAUGACGAGGCGAACCACCUUCUGCUGCAAAACGAGCUGCCUGCCGUGCGCUGGGUCGGCGGGCCAGAGAUUGAAUUGAUAGCGAUAGCCACCGGGGGGCGGAUUGUGCCGAGGUUCAGUGAGCUGACGCCAGAAAAGCUGGGCACCGCCGGCUUAGUGAAGGAAAUCUCCUUUGGCACAACUAAGGACCACAUGCUGAUGAUCACAGAAUGCAAAAACACCAGGGCCGUAACCAUUUUCAUCCGUGGUGGCAACAAAAUGAUCAUCGAGGAAGCUAAGCGUGCGCUCCAUGAUGCUCUGUGUGUAAUUCGCAAUUUGGUCAGAGACAACCGUGUUGUUUACGGCGGCGGAGCGUCAGAGAUUGCAUGUGCUCUCGCUGUGAACCAGGCGGCGGAUAAGUGCCCAUCAUUGGAACAGUAUGCCAUGAGGUCAUUUGCUGAUGCUCUAGAGGUCAUCCCAAUGGCGUUGGCUGAGAACAGCGGUCUCAGCCCCAUCCAGACUAUGACCGAGGUCAGAGCCAGACAAGUAAAGGACAACAACCCUUUCCUUGGCAUCGACUGCUUGCACAAAAACACCAAUGACAUGAAGCAGCAACAUGUAAUUGAGACCUUGAUUGGCAAGAAGCAGCAGAUUAUUUUGGCUACCCAGGUGGUUAAGAUGAUCCUAAAGAUAGAUGACAUCCGAAACCCAGGAGAGAGCGAAGACUGAAGCUCCCCGACUGAAGGAAAGCAGCUCAAGUGUGCUCUGGAAGGGUUAAAUGUGUGAGCUGUUUCAGAGGUCCUUGGCACUUCCUCGAGCUCCAUGUCCACAUCUCACUGCGUAUUGCUAUUUAUCAUUUGAUACAUGUCCAAGCUUUAUUCGUUACAAAGUCACCAAUAAAACAUUUGACUGAUGAAAUUUC